Striga asiatica is the source of this 1136-nucleotide messenger RNA. NCBI's taxonomy places the organism in Eukaryota, Viridiplantae, Streptophyta, Magnoliopsida, Lamiales, Orobanchaceae. The record is from the annotation of a GenBank genome assembly.
AUUAAUUCCAUUCCAAAACCUGUGAAGUAAUAAAAAAAAUAAAAGAAAAAAAAGAAUGGCUCUAGAGACAGUUAUUUUCCAGCAAGACCCGUUUGCCUACUGCUACAGGGAUUACGGCAGUUAUGGAGAAUUACAGGCUCCUCAAGAACCGGUAUUAUUAAUGGAAGGCAAUAUUGGGAAUGAAGAUGUGGUAAACGUUAACUUGCGCACGAGGAACAAGAGGCGGAGGUCAAAGACGAAGGUGAUGAAGAACAGAGAAGAAAUGGAGAACCAAAGGAUGACACACAUAGCUGUCGAGAGGAAUCGAAGGAGGCAGAUGAAUGACUAUCUCGCCAUCCUUCGAUCCCUUAUGCCCCCUUCUUAUGCUCAAAGGGGAGAUCAAGCAUCAAUCGUUGGGGGCGCCAUAAAUUUCGUGAAGGAACUCGAGCAACUUCUUCAAUUUCUGGAAGCCAAUAAUCCGGCAAACCAACACUCCAACACAUUCUCCGACUUUUUCACCUUCCCACAAUACUCCCAAUCUCCGGACACCGCUGGUGAGCGGCGGCUGGGAAUUGCGGACAUCGAGGUGGCCAUGGCCGAAAGUCAUGCAAACAUCAAGAUAUUGACCAAAAAACGGCCCAAACAGCUCCUCAAGCUGGUGGCCCGCUUCAAGUCCAUUGGGCUCACGGUUCUCCACCUUAACAUCACCACUCUUGACCAGUCCAUAUUCUACUCCUUCACCGUCAAGAUUGAGGAUGAAUGCGAGAUGACUACAGUGAAUGAGAUAGCCACAAGUGUGCAUGACACAGUGCUAAUGAUCGAAGGCCAGUGCGUGGUGUAGCUACGCCAGCCCCACCCCCCGUGGGAGUCAUCCUGGCAAAAAUUAUACGGGGACAUUUUUGGGUCUCAAUCAUUUGGUCCUCUCUAUGCAUAAUUUUUAUUCUCCAUUAGAAAAAGACACAACUUGUCACUCGAACUAGUAUAUGUUAUUUUAUGUAGGUCUAUGAGCAUUCUGUACCAUAUAUAUAAUCUGUUUUUAAUCAGGAGCCAUUAGUUUAAAGUCCCGCUUGGGUUUGUUUUUAUAUUAGGUAGAAAUAUUCAAUGCCCUACGUCAUGUGUGUAUUAAAUUAUUGAUGAAGGUAACGACAGUAGCAAUG